AUGGAGCAGUUCCGGCGCGGCAGCCAAUCAGAGCUCAGCAUCUCACGUGACCGCCGGUCCAAGAUGGCGCUGCCCAUGGCGGCGGCCCGGGGCCCGCUCUGGCGCCUCGGCCCCUCCGCGCUGAGCCCCGCCCGGGGCCGGAUCCCGCCGCCGCUCGCUCCGGCCGUGUCCAGCUUCCGUUCACCCUCACCGGGAGCCCCGAAAGUGGCCGGGGCUGACUCAGGGCUGCCGGUGCCCGCUGCCGGUGCCCGGUGGGUUCGGAGCCGGGGCUGCGGCUCCCCGGUGUAUUCGGCACUGAUGCGGGGCUGCCGGUGCCCGGUGUGUGCGGGGCUGCGGGUGCCGGUGCCCGAUCCCCGGUGUGUGUGGGGCUGCCGGUGCCCGGUGGGUUCGGGGCUGGGGCUACCGGUGCCCCCCCAGUAUGUGCGGAGCUGCAGGCACCGGUUCCCGGUGUGUCCGGAGCUGCCGGUGCCCGCCGGGUGCCCGCAGGUUCCCGGUGUGUCCGGAGCUGACUCGGGGCUGCCGGUGCCCCGUGCGUUCGGGACCGCAGCUCCGCGGUGCCCGGUUCGCUGCCCGGUCCGUUCGCUCUCCUCCCGCGCCGCCUCCCGCGCCCUCGUGGCCGCCGUGGCCGGCGCUGCCCGGCGGGUGAGCGCUCGGUACGAGCGGUACCUGGAGAGGAGCUGGCCCCGCUUCUUCCUCCUGCACAGCACCUUCAAAAACGGGGUGCAGGCCCUGGUGCUGGAGGUGCAGGAGAUCAGGAGGAUCCGGGCCAGGAUGGCCCAGCAGCAGCUGAGCCCUCAGCAGCUCCCGUACCGCGACAUGGAGCGGCUGCGCCAGUUCCGCAGGGACGUGCUCAAGGCCAUUCCCAUCGGGAUCAUCGCCAUCCCCCCCUUCGCCAACUUCCUGGUGCUGCUGCUCAUGUAUUUCUUCCCCCGGCAGCUCCUGAUCAGGCACUUCUGGACGCCCAGGCAGCGGCUGGAGUUCCUGGACGCGUACGACCGCCGCCGCCGGGCCUCGCACGGGGCCGUGCUGCGGGCGCUGGCGCAGGCAGCGCGCUCCCUGCCCGAGGCACGGCCCCAGCAGCUCCUGCUGCAGCUCUGCGAGCAGGUGCAGGGAGGUGCCCGGCCCCACCUGGCGCAGCUCCUGGCUGUGAGGAGUUCGUUCUCGGGCUCUCUGCUGGUCCUCAACAGGCUCCAGGUGGAUCACGUGAGAGCCCUGAGCCGGGUGCUGUUCCUGACCCCGCACCUGCCGGCCUUCGUCCUGCGGCGCCGCCUGCGCAGCCACGUCCUGGAGAUCCGGCAGCUGGACCGCGCCCUGCUGCGCCUGGGGCUGGGGCAGCUGAGCGAGGAGGAGCUGCGGGCGGCCUGUUACCUGCGUGGGCUGAACUCCACUCCGCUGGGCCGGGCGCAGUGCCAGGCGUGGCUGGAGCAGUGGCUCAGGCUCUCCUGCCAGCUCCAAGCCUCGGAGGCCUCUCUGCUGGCACACAGCAUGGUCCUGCUGGCCCUGGAGCCGUGCCAGCCCCCGAGGGACAGCCCCGCGUGACCGGAGGGUGACAGGGUGGCACCCGUCCGUCCUCCCCCCAGCUGGCACUGCCACAGUGACUCAGAGGUGACAGGGUGGCACCUGUGUGUCGUCCCCUCCAGGUGGCACUGCCGUGGUGCCCUGAGUGACCGGGCACUGACAGGUGACACCUGCACGUGCCCCCCGGACUGUGCCGCCAUGGUGCCCCGCGUGACCAGAGGGGUGGCAGGGUGGCACCUGCGUGUCCCCUCUCCAGACUGUGCCACCAUUGUGCCCCCAGUGACCUGGCAGUGACAGGGUGGCACCUGCGUGUCCCCUCUCCAGACUGUGCCACCAUUGUGCCCCCAGUGAC
Melospiza melodia melodia is the source of this 1870-nucleotide messenger RNA. RefSeq names its product LETM1 domain containing 1 (gene LETMD1). Gene Ontology annotation, molecular function: ribosome binding. Gene Ontology annotation, cellular component: mitochondrial inner membrane. The transcript is spliced from 11 exons. The coding region runs from base 1 to 1539 and encodes 512 amino acids. The record is from RefSeq and is a predicted model, not a curated record. NCBI's taxonomy places the organism in Eukaryota, Metazoa, Chordata, Aves, Passeriformes, Passerellidae.